Caenorhabditis sp. 36 PRJEB53466 is the source of this 824-nucleotide messenger RNA. The record is from the annotation of a GenBank genome assembly. NCBI's taxonomy places the organism in Eukaryota, Metazoa, Nematoda, Chromadorea, Rhabditida, Rhabditidae.
AUGAAAUCAUUAGUUAUCCUGCUAUCCGCAGUCGUCCUGGUCAACUCGCUGAGGUUCUACGCUCCUCCGAAAGAGAAAAAGUGUCUGAAAGAGGAAAUACACAAGGUUUGAAAACGUAGUUAAUACAAAGGGAAAGUAAUGUCUCAGAAUGUCGUCGUGACCGGAGAAUACGAGUUCAGUCAGGGAAUCCAAUACACUGGAAGCAUCCAUGUAAGUUUUUUCACAGAAACAAUUUUCAUUAUAUUUUUCGUUCAGGUGACAGACACCAGAGGACACACCUUGUACAAGCGCGAGAACUUCAUCGAUCUGAAGGGAAAAUUCGCGUUCACCGCCGACGAGUACGACAUCUUCGAGAUUUGUAUUGAGAACCACCCUCCAGCCGGAACUCCAGGAGAGAAGCGUGAGGUUUCUCUUAUUUUGAAGCACGGAGUCGAGGCCAAAAACUACGAUGACAUCGCCAAGGCCGAAAAGCUGAAGCCGCUCGAGGUGGAGCUGAGAAGGCUAGAAGACCUGGCCGAUUCCAUUACCAAGGACUUUGCAUUCAUGCGUCAGAGAGAGGAGGAGAUGAGAAACACAAACGGUUUGUUUUAGAAAAUGUUUUGUUAAAAAUUCAAACCCUUAAAAAUUUUGUUGACUUUCAUUUUAGCCGUAAUGUACUUUUCCACAAAAAAUACAUCAAACAAUCUCAAAAGUUUACUUCAGAAUCGACGAACAGCCGUGUCCUCUACCUGUCCGUCUUCUCGAUGCUUUGCCUUCUGGGUCUGGCUAUCUGGCAAGUCCUCUUCCUGCGUAACUAUUUCAAGUCAAAGAAGCUCAUCGAUUAG